GCAAUGGCACUGUUCUAUGGUGUACCUGCUGUACCAAUGUCUUCAAGUCGGUGACCAGUCGCUUCAUUAAGAACCUGGCGUGCUCAGGGAUCUGUGCGGGUCUGGUGUGUGUUCCCUUUGACGUGGCUCUAGGGGCCAGCCCUCGCUGCUGCUGGUGGCUACACACUCUGCUGCUCUGCAAGGCCCUGAAGUUCCUCCACAAACUCUUCUGCUCCGUCACCGUGCUCAGCUUCUCCGCUAUCGCUCUCGACAGGUACUACUCUGUCCUCUACCCUCUGGAGAGGAAGAUCUCAGACGCCAGAUCACGUGACCUGGUUAUCUACAUCUGGAUCCACGCCACCAUCGCCAGCGUGCCUGUGUUCGCCGUCACCAACGUUACCGACGUGUACGCUACCUUGUCAUGUUCCGACGCCCGCGCGCGCUCCUUGGGUCACAUGGUCUACGUGGUGAUCUACAACGUAACCACGGUGAUCCUCCCACUGGCGGUUGUCUUCCUGUUCAUGGUUCUGAUUCGCCGAGCCCUUAGCGCCAGCCAGAAGAAGAAGGUGAUUAUUGCAGCGUUGAGAACCCCUCAGAACUCCAUCUCUAUUCCGUACGUGUCGCAGCGCGAGGCUGAGCUACACGCUACAUUACUAGCUGUCGUUUUAGCCUUCUCGGCCUGUAGCGCCCCCUAUGGGGCGUUGGUGGUAUACCGCACUCUUCUCGGGGACGGUGAGGAAUUGUCUCCUUCUCUCUACCUCACAGCCAUCUGGCUGCCAAAGGUGUCUCUCCUCACCAACCCUCUGCUGUUUCUGACGGUGAACCGCACGGCCAGGCAGUGCCUGUUGGAUGUUUUAGCCCGGGUCCACAGACGCUACAGCCGGCGUAACGUAGUCAGCACUGGGGCCCUGGGGAUAGGGGCGAGGGGAGGGCUGGAGGGGUCGGCUCAGGCCGGGAGCCAGCUCCUGGAGAUGUUUAAUAUCGGACAGCAGCAGAUCUUUAGGCCGACCGAUGAAGAGGACGAGGAGGAGGUAGAGAAUGAGAUACCUUCGUUAGGAAACAGACCCAACCAAUCAGAGAGUGUCCUAGUGACUAAAGAACCUCCUCUCAUAUUGCCCAAAGUCUCCCCUGCCCCUGUCCACGCCUGCUCUUACACCUCCUCAUCACAGGUGGCGCCAGCGACCCCCACGGAGCCCGACAACCCCACCCAGUUUGGGUUCGGUCCAUUCGAGCUGCCGCCCCAGUGGCUGCCGGAGACCAGGAACAGUAAAAAGAGGCUCCUCCCACCGCUAGGGAACACCCCAGAGGAACUGAUCCAGACCAAACAGCCACGCCCACGGCCAGAACGACGAAUCAGCAGGAACAACAAGGUCAGCAACUUUCCCGUUGUCGACCCUUAAACUACCCUGUCCGUUGACCUUUGAACCUAUGAUCCCUGAUGACAGCUAUGGCUGGAGGUCAGCCAGAGGAGUAUUCCACUGACGGAGCGUAAUGAGAACAGCAAUACACCUUUUCCUUUUUCUAUCAAGUUUUUGAUACAUUUUAUGUCAAUGACUCUGGAUACAAAGUCAAUGGAGGAAUCUGACCAACCACCUGACCAACCACCGGACCAACCACCUGACCAGUCACCUGACCAACCACCUGACCAACCACCGGACCAACCACCUGACCAGUCACCUGACCAACCACCUGACCA
Molecule: messenger RNA, 1675 nt
Organism: Oncorhynchus keta (chum salmon)
Lineage: Eukaryota; Metazoa; Chordata; Actinopteri; Salmoniformes; Salmonidae
Product: G-protein coupled receptor 176-like
Biological process (GO): G protein-coupled receptor signaling pathway
Cellular component (GO): plasma membrane
Molecular function (GO): G protein-coupled receptor activity
Source: RefSeq, a predicted model, not a curated record